This is a messenger RNA of Cavia porcellus (domestic guinea pig), 445 nucleotides long. It is a transcript of the gene Slirp, whose product is annotated as SRA stem-loop interacting RNA binding protein. Lineage: Eukaryota; Metazoa; Chordata; Mammalia; Rodentia; Caviidae. Gene Ontology annotation, molecular function: RNA binding. The record is from RefSeq and is a predicted model, not a curated record. The transcript has 4 exons. The coding region runs from base 74 to 409 and encodes 111 amino acids.
GCAGUUUCUUCCGGGUUUCAGCAGACUCUUCCGGGGUUGCGACUCCAGGUCGCAGAGGUCUUUCAGGGUAAAGAUGGCAGCCUCCAUAGCGAGGGGUGCUCCGGCGCUGCGUACAGUUGUUAACCGGCCGGUUGCUUUCGUCAGGAAAAUUCCCUGGACUGCAGCAUCCAAUGAACUGAGGGAAUAUUUUGCUCAGUUUGGCCAUAUACGAAAGUGCACUGUUCCUUUUGACAGAAGGACUGGCUUUCAUAGAGGUUUGGGUUGGGUUCAGUUUUCUUCAGAAGAGGAGCUGCAGAAUGCAAUACAAUAUGAAAAUCAUAUAAUUGAUGGAGUAAAGGUCCAUGUUCAAGUUCAAAGACCAAAACUUUGGCAAGGGGAUCAAACAUCUGAUGAAGAGAAAGAUUUCUGAGAUGAUUACUAAUCAUUAAAUAAACACAAAACAGAA